Molecule: messenger RNA, 1462 nt
Organism: Caenorhabditis sp. 36 PRJEB53466
Lineage: Eukaryota; Metazoa; Nematoda; Chromadorea; Rhabditida; Rhabditidae
Source: the annotation of a GenBank genome assembly
AUGGCUCGUUCGCCAAGCCGUUCGCCUUCGCGCUCCCGCGGUGUAAGUUUCUUUUCUUUUCGAUUACCUUCUACGGAAAAAAUCAAUCGACUUUACUCUUUCACUCACCCCUCUUCAGUUAUUCCCAACUUUGCGUGUAUUUUCUGCUGAAAUUCAUAGCAAACUCUCUGCAGACUCCUUCCAAAAUCUGUGACCUGUGUGGGAAGAAAAUGAAGAAAACAUUUGGCCCCUAAUGAAGAGGAAAUCAGCAGAAGAAAAGGAGGAAAGGAGGGCUUCUUAGAAGAAAGAAAAUGGGAUUGUGAAGAAAGAAAGACAAAAAGAAAAUGUGGAUGUGGGAUAUGAAGAUCAGAAAAGGAUCAAAAUGAGAAAGAAGACCAAAAACGGCCUCCAGUUCUCCGCUCCCGAUGAAGAACACCCCAAUGUUUUGCAGAAUUCGCACGACCGCUCCAGAUCCAACUCGCGAUCGCCUUCGCCCGACUAUCGGAGAGAUCGAAUCAGGUAAGUUACGUGAAUCUGUAUCUCACGUUUUGCAUACUAAGCUUGCGCUUUUUUUUUGCGAUUUUUCCACGCCCAGCAAGGUCAUUUCGGCAAAAAAUGGAAGAUGUACCGUUUUUCAUAAAACCUCCAGUGCAAGCGUUACGGUACUGAUAGCAUAGAAAUCUUUCGGUUUUACUUUUUCCCUUCAAUAGUCAAAUUUUCCAGUUCGCGUUCCCGUUCGCCACGUGACCGUCGUGGUGGUGGUGGAGCCCGUUUCGGAGGAGGAGGUGGUGGUGGAGGUGCCCAUCGAGAGAAUCCGCCGCCGUCCAAGUGUCUCGGAGUGUUCAAUCUCUCCUCGUACACCACCGAAAAAGAUCUUCGCGACGUGUUCGGCGAGUUCGGAGAGAUCGACAAGUGCGAGUUGGUGUACGACCGCCCGUCGGGACACUCGCGCGGAUUCGGCUUCAUCUACUACCAAAAGAUGGACGACGCGGCGGCUGCGCGCGAUAAGCUGUGCAAUACGGAUUUGGACGGACACAAGAUCCGCGUCGACUACUCGUUCACCAAGCGCGGACACUCUCCGACUCCGGGACAGUACAUGGGAGAACGUCGUGGGGGACACAGCGGAGGAUAUGGUGGAGGCGGUGAGAGACACCAAGAUCGAGGAGGCCGUGGCGGCGGAGACCGCUACAGCAGCGGACGUAGAUCGCCGGACCGUCGGUGAGCUUGAUUUUCUGCGAAUAUUCUCUGAAAACUUGUAAUUUUCAGCUCGCACUACAACGGAGGAGGAAGUUACCGUGGCGGCGGCGGAAACGGAUACGAUCGAAACGGCGGAGAGCGUCGCGAGCAUCGUGGCGGAGAAUAUCGUGGAAGCAACGGAGGAGGAGACCGUCGUCCGUACGACCCGCAGAACAGAAGACGCGUCGAAUCAUACGCAUCGAGCAACAGCAGCCGUGACGGAGGACGUCGCCGCAGCCCGUAUUGA